AUGAGGGUGAAUACACCAAAUCCCUUUAAGAAGUUUUACCAUGACAAAGGAUUGCUACUGGAGGUUGAACAUAAUGGCUUAGUAAACUCUACCUAUACAAAUGAGAGCCAUGCACUAAACACAAACCAAAAAUACAGGUUCUUAAAAACUAGUGCAUUUAUUACCUUAAUAUUAGGAGUAUGUAGUUUAUCUGGAAUCUCACUACUGUAUUAUUUUUUUUGGAACUUUAAUUUUGAGCUCGAGUAUAUUAAUCUAUUUUUAAAUUUCCACAGCAGCUCUAAAUAUCCAAUGUUAAAUAGAAAAAUUAGUCUAAACAAAUUUUAUGAGUGGGUAUCUUUGGGUUUAACUGGUUCAAUUACAUUUCUUAAAAUGUUGCUUCAGUAUCUGGAUAUAUUCAUACAUUCCACUACACUCUAUCCCAUUAAAUUAGAAAUAAAAGUCGUGCAAACACUUCAAAGUGCUCUAAAAUCAAAAGAUAUUUUUUUUAUGAGUGCAAAAAAUCUCUUUACUUAUAUAAAUAUCAAUCUUUACCUUGUACUUAAAAGAUCCUUUAGGAGAUUUUUUGGGCGCAAAGAGUUGCAAGCUAUACUCAACCACUUUUAUAAUAUUAAAGAAACUUUAUCUGAAAAUAUUUUAAUAAACUUCAUCUUAUAUAUUUACUUUACUCUUGUAGUACUUUCUCUUGCUAAUUUUUCUAUCGCUACUAUUUUAUGGAAUGGUUUAUUUAGGUAUCUUGGAAUAUCCUCAUUCUUCUGCUUCAGAAUAGCAGCUAUAAUUUCAAUUCCAUUAGUCACUUUGUUCUUUUUACCAGAGUUCUAUAUUGCACUUCCUGAUGCGUUUAGUGGCUUCUUUAGAAAUAUUAAUACGAAAUGUAGUGCUUUAACUCAAAUUAGCAAUGGUCUUAUGGAAAUACCAAUGAUAUCAGAAAAUUGGUGGCAUUCAGGGAAUUUACACAGUGUAUUUAAAGGUGUUGACAUUAUUAACAAAAUUAGAGAAGAUCCUAUAUCUCCUAAUGGUAUAUUUGUCACUAGCUUAAUAAAUGAUUAUACUUUGCAAGAUAAAAGUGUUUGGGAUAAAAAGGUUUUCUUAGACAACUUUUGUCUCUUAUUAAUAAAUUAUAAAAAUUUCAGUACAAUUAGUAUUUACACAAGGGUUACUUUGGCUUUAGUUUCUAUUUUUUUUUUAGCUUUCCUUCUUUUUAGUGAGAAGCGUGAAAAGCAAUAUCACAACAUGAGCCCAAAGCUGCCAAUAUAUGUAUAUAGGUACCUCUUAUCAAGAGCAGCUGCUACUUAUCUACUGUAUUUCACGCAGGAUUAUUAUGAAAUGGACCAUCUCAGUAAUUUCCUCCCAUUUGUGUUGUAUUUUAUAUCGAAACUCACAUUAUAUCAUUGCAAAAUUUUACAAAUUAUACUUGAAUAUCUUGUAUGGAGUAGAGACGUGUCUAAGUUAAAAUCAAACUCACAGGAAUUACUAAGAAAGAGCGAGAAAAUAUCCCAGGACUCUUUAGAGGAAAAUUCAUGCAAAAAAUUAGGGGCAAGAAGUUUAAGAACACAAAAGGUUAACUUAAUUUUAAGGUCUGUUCGGAAUAAGACUACAAUUGGAAAUCAGAAUAAAAAACAAAAAGAAUUUAUCAAACUGGCAAGUAUCAUGAGCUUAAAACGAAGUACCAACAAUGCACCUAAAAACAAAAUAUUCCAUUAUCUUAUAAAAAUAUUUAGAGUUACUUUGCAUUAUUCUCAAAUGAUGACACUUUUCAACGUUUCGGUUAAAUUCUCUAAAAGAUCGAGUUUAAUAUUAUAUAAUAUAAUAAAAAUAUUAAUAUUUGAUCCAUUAGAGUCACUUUUUUGGUAUUUCUAUGAAAGACAAUAUAGAGGUUUGAUACUAGAUGCCUUGUCACACCACAACUUGGAUGAAUUCCUCAGAAGAAAAAAAGUGAGCUUAAACAUACUAGAGGAGUUACUAAAAAGCAUGACACUAUGCUAUUCAAAUGUUGGGAAUAUAACAGUUAUCCGCAGUAUUACUAUAAGUAGAGCAAAUUUGCUACAUGAACUGAAAUGGGUUAUGAAGGUCUUCCCUAAUGAGAGACAAUUCAGAAAGUUGAAGGAAAAUUGUAAUAGGAAUCUUAGUGAUAUAGAGAAAAAGUUACUACCAUUUGCAGAUAUUCCCUCUAUACAUAAUAGAAUUUAUAUGGAAAUACAAUAUUAUAUUUUAGAUUUAUCAAUUGAGUCAUUAUUAACCUAUUGUGAAAGGAUCAUUUUGGCUUGCAAAGCAUUAAAUAACUCUGAAGGUCUUAUUGAGUUAUUGUCACUAUUAAAUAAAGAAAAGUUGUCAGAAUAUAAUAUAUUUCAUGAGAAACUUAGAAGUAGUGAUAUAAAUAAAAUUACUAAUGACUUGUUCAACUUAACUAAGAGAAAAGGAUCAGCUAAUGUAUGGGAACAAUAUUCGACAAUUUCCGGUAUACUACUCAAAACUGAAAAGGAGCUAAAAGGAGUACUUCAACCAAUAGAGUAUAUUGAACCAACUCUUAUUUUUAAACAAUGGGAAAUGAUAAAAUUGAGUUUGAAAAGUAUAAAAAGUGAGAUUACACAAAACCGAAAUUCCUACGAAGAUAUGUAUAUGAAUGGAUUUUCACUACAUACAGUGCAAAUGGUUUUACACCACCAAAAUUAUGCAGCAGUAGGAGCUUCAGAGAAAAUUCAAGAAUGUCUAUCAGAGUGUAUUGAAUUAUGCAGGAACUGUGGAACAAUUAUAGAAGAAGAAACUGAUGAGUUCCAAAGGUCUUCAGAAGUACAACUAAAGAUUUUGAGUGAUACUAAAAGUUAUUGUAUAGGAAUUUUGAGAUUAUUAGAUAAUAUGUUAGUUGCUAUGCAAUCAGUUAAUAUUUGUACUAUAAACAUGGAAUCUUCACCUAUAAAGUGCGAGUUCCCUACUUUACAAGCUCACCAUCCUAAAGUUACGACUAACAAACUAGAAAAUCUAUGUAAACUUCAUGGAAGAGGAUUAAGACAAACUUUUACUACUUAUUCUGAUGGGAAUUAUCCACCUAACACAAGUUUAAGCAAUAAUAUCACAAGAAGUACACCUGAGAGGAUUAGUGAUGAUAGCAAAGACACAUUAGGUACAAAGCAGGGUGGAUUAACCAAAAGACGUGAUAUAUUCUCACCAUGUACAGUAAACAAAAGUGAUGCAAAAAGGAGUUUGAAAAAAUCUAUGAUACCAUUAAUUAGUGAUAAUACUGUAAAAUUAGACAAUGAUACUGAUAAGGAGUAUUUGCCAUUUCUAAUAUCUACACCUGAUGAGGUAGUUCGUGAGAUAAUUUAA
This is a messenger RNA of Cryptosporidium muris RN66, 3321 nucleotides long. RefSeq lists its product as uncharacterized. The transcript has a single exon. NCBI's taxonomy places the organism in Eukaryota, Apicomplexa, Conoidasida, Eucoccidiorida, Cryptosporidiidae. Bases 1 to 3321 code for a protein of 1106 amino acids. The record is from RefSeq and is a predicted model, not a curated record.